GAUGGCCGAUCCAGGCAGACAAGACGAUGAAGAAAAUGGCACAAACUCACUGCCUAUGCCAGACCUAGAAACGCAAAAGAAUGAAAUAGGAGAACUUUUGAAAACYCCYUUAAAGAAAGGAGACACGUGGUACUUAAUUGAAUGCCACUGGCUGAAGCAAUGGAAGAAGUUUGUUGGAUUUGAUAGCUGGGAUGUGUAUGGUGUUGGAGACCAAGUCAAUAAYCCAGGACCACUAGACAAUUCUAAUCUCUUUAAAGAUGAUGAUCCUAACUGGGCACUAAARGAACACCUUAUUGAUGAGCUCUACUAUUACCUGGUACCUGAGGAAGCCUGGAAUAAGUUAGUGUUAUGGUAUGGGAUUGUAGAAMACCAGCCACCAAUAGCCAGGAAGGUUGUGGAGUAUGGAAUGUACGUCAAGCACUGUAAGGUUGAAGUUUAUCUAAUUGAGUUCAAAUUGUGUGAGAACUCUUCUAUGGAUAAUAUUGUCAUACGGCAGUUUAGCAAGGCUGAUACUUUAGAACAUAUUGAAAAUACUAUGAAGGAGAUUUUUAACAUUCAAAAGGAAGCAGAGACAAGGUUAUGGAAUAAAUACAUGAGAAACAARUUUGAACUGCUUGGAAACAAGCAGCAGACUGUGCAAGAUGUUGGCUUGUAUCAAGGACAGAUGUUGGUGAUUGAACAAAAAAAUGAAGAUGGUUCAUGGCAAAGAACCAACACAAAAAGCUCCUAUUCCUCAUCAACUAUAACAUCAAGUAGUGAGUCAUCCACAAGUAGUUAYAGCUCAUCCACUGGCUCUUUUGGAUCUUACUCUUAUGGUUCAGGAAGCUACUGGAACAUGUAUGACAAUGAAAAGAAGAAAAUCAAACCAGGAUUGACUGGACUUGGAAACCUAGGGAAUACUUGUUUUAUGAACUCAGGAUUACAAUGUUUGAGCAACACUAUGAGACUUACAAAGUACUUUCUUUCUGACCAAUACAAGGCAGAACUCAAUUUUGAUAAUCCACUUGGAAUGAGAGGAGAGAUUGCAAAAGCCUUUGCUGAUCUGCUUUCUCAACUUUGGUCAGGGCAAUACUCAUCUGUAGCUCCAAGGAGCUUUAAAAUGCAAGUUGGAAGAUUUGCACCACAAUUUUCUGGAUAUCAACAGCAGGAUUCCCAUGAAUUAUURGCAUUUUUACUGGAUGGGCUGCAUGAGGAUUUAAACAGGAUUAAGAAGAAACCUUAUAUUGAAGUAGAAGAUGCUAAUGGCAGACCAGAUGAAGUUGUUGCUCAAGAAGCCUGGGAAAGUCAUUUACAAAGGAAUGACUCCAUCAUUGUGGACAUUUUUCAUGGUCAAUUUAAGUCUACUCUAGUCUGCCCUGAAUGUGAAAAGGUUUCAGUGACUUUUGAUCCAUUCUGCUACCUGUCUCUUCCACUACCAGUAAAGAAAGAAAGAUACUUGGAGGUCUUAUUGAUAAGAGAUGACCCUAUGGAGAGACCUACUGAGUUCAAGGUCUCAGUUCCCAAGAUGGGUACAAUAAGUGAUCUAGUAAAUGCUUUGUGUAAAGAAGAUGCUAGUCUACAGAAAGAUAGGUUGAUUGUUUGUGAUGUGUACAAUCAUCGUCUUCAUAAAGUAUUCAAAUCAAGAGACUCCCUGACUCAAAUCCUUGAAAGGGAUGACAUUUUUGUGUAUGAAAUGGCUUCAAACUUUGAAGAUCCAGAGAUGGUCACAAUACCAAUAUACAGCAGAGAAAAGAGAUCAAGGGUUGCAAAUUAUAGUCACAGCUCAUCUAAGAUUCUGUUUGGAAAUCCUAUGUUUCUUACUGUUCCAAAGAAAAAGACUUCCUUCAAUACUAUAUACAAUGCAGCCUUGAACAAAAUGAGGAGAUUCCUAAAUGUUUACGAAGAAACGACAGAAGAAGAGCCACCAACAGAAAAUGGUGAUGUUGAGAUGAAUGAUAAAAAUGAAGCAAGUGAUGAAGAACUAGAGAAAGAAUACCAAAAAAAUGUCACAGAAAAUAAUGGUGAAGAUAGUAAUGAAAGGAAAAUCUUAAAUUCCAACAACAAAACAAAAGAAAACAACAAGAAGACUAAACUGUUCAACUUGACGUUAGUUAACAUGUAUGGCACAAAUGAUAUCCAGUCAUUAACAGAUGAUGACAAACCCAUCAAGCUAACAAGUCAAAGUUAUCUGUCUCUUGACUGGAAUUCAAAGAUGAAAGACAAACACUACAACACCCAACUUGCUGAGGAAAACAAGGAACAUGACAGCAUGACAAGAAAAAUGACACAAAGAAAGAAUGUCGUGAAGUUGAGUGACUGYAUCCAGCUGUUUUCUACCAGAGAGAAGCUUGGCAUCAAUGAUCCCUGGUAUUGCCCAGCUUGUAAGAAACACCAGCAGGCAUCGAAAAAGCUAGACUUGUGGUCAUUACCAGAAGUGUUGGUCGUUCAUUUGAAACGGUUCUCAUAUACAAGGUAAGCUUGUUGGACAAUCGUGUUUGUUUGUUUGCUUUACUGGGAAAGGUGGUUUAGAUCUACUUACUAACUGGACAGUGAUGCAUGCUUGAUGGCUGGAUGGAUGAAUGAUGGAUGAAUUGUUUGCUUUACUGGGAAAGGUGGUUCAGAUCUACUUACUAACUGGACAGUGAUACAUGCUUGAUGGAUGGAUGGAUGAAUUGUUUGCUUUACUGGGAAAGGUGGUUCAGAUCUACUUACUAACUGGAC
This is a messenger RNA of Exaiptasia diaphana, 2700 nucleotides long. Its product is annotated as ubiquitin carboxyl-terminal hydrolase 4. The record is from RefSeq and is a predicted model, not a curated record. Gene Ontology annotation, molecular function: cysteine-type deubiquitinase activity. Gene Ontology annotation, biological process: protein deubiquitination. Bases 2 to 2455 code for a protein of 817 amino acids. The transcript has 19 exons. NCBI's taxonomy places the organism in Eukaryota, Metazoa, Cnidaria, Anthozoa, Actiniaria, Aiptasiidae.